GGUACACCGGGGCGCCGGCGCCGACGCGCUCGGAGUAGUUGCCCUUCCUUAGUAGGCGAUGCACUCUACCUACAGGAAACUGCAAGCCUGCCCUCGAAGAGCGAGUCUUAGCCUUAGCACGAGUUUUGCCUCCCUGCUUACCGCGUCCAGACAUAUUGACCUAGUGGAUAAGAACAAAAUGAAAGGGAAAAAGCCUUUACGCUGAAGUCAUCCUUUUAUACAUAACCUAAGGCUUCAGCAGAAAGACACUCUAUUGGUCAAAACUUGCUUAGGUGUUGGUCCAAUAAAAACUGAGACUGUAAAUCCUUGAUUUGCAUAAACCUUUCCAUUGAGAUUGUCUGUCGUCCAAUCAGAAAGGAUAAGUAUUAAACCCUCAUUUAAAUUACAGGACUAUAAAUAGACAAAAACAGCACACUGCCUUUGUCCCCUUGACUUUUAUUAUUGUGUAAUCUGUGUUCUUUUUUUUCGGGAAACUAUGCCUGAGCCUUCGAAAUCUGCUUCGGCUCCCAAGAAAGGCUCUAAAAAGGCCAUUACUAAAGCGCAGAAGAAGGACGGCAAGAAGCGCAAGCGCAGCCGCAAGGAGAGCUACUCGGUGUACGUGUACAAGGUGCUGAAGCAGGUCCACCCGGACACCGGCAUCUCGUCCAAGGCCAUGGGCAUCAUGAACUCGUUCGUGAACGACAUCUUCGAGCGCAUCGCGGGCGAGGCGUCUCGCCUGGCGCACUACAACAAGCGCUCGACCAUCACGUCGCGGGAGAUCCAGACGGCCGUGCGCCUGCUGCUGCCCGGGGAGCUGGCCAAGCACGCCGUGUCCGAGGGCACCAAGGCCGUCACCAAGUACACCAGCUCCAAGUAA
Molecule: messenger RNA, 856 nt
Organism: Perognathus longimembris pacificus (Pacific pocket mouse)
Lineage: Eukaryota; Metazoa; Chordata; Mammalia; Rodentia; Heteromyidae
Product: histone H2B type 1-B-like
Exons: 1
Coding region: 476-856 (126 amino acids)
Cellular component (GO): nucleosome
Molecular function (GO): structural constituent of chromatin; DNA binding; protein heterodimerization activity
Source: RefSeq, a predicted model, not a curated record